Molecule: messenger RNA, 1104 nt
Organism: Colletotrichum chrysophilum
Lineage: Eukaryota; Fungi; Ascomycota; Sordariomycetes; Glomerellales; Glomerellaceae
Exons: 4
Coding region: 1-1104 (367 amino acids)
Cellular component (GO): cytoplasm
Molecular function (GO): 2-oxoglutarate-dependent dioxygenase activity
Source: RefSeq, a predicted model, not a curated record
AUGAUUGCCAAAGAAGAGCCUACUGUGGACGUGCAAGUCAACAGGAAGGGUGGUCCGCUCUAUCCUGACUAUCUUCCGCACUAUGAUCCUCUCGAGCAGGUUGAGCCUGUCGGGGCUUUUGAGCAUGAUGACCCCGGUCAUCGCGCCGACCCGAAGAUGCCCAACCUAAUUAGUGAAGGUGUCGAGUCCAUCGAACUGUCUCCCCAUUGCGGCACUGAGCUGCGAAACGUCCAAAUUUCUGAGUUAUCCAACGCCGGUUUAGACGAGCUCGCUCUCCUGUGCGCCCAAAGGGGAUGCCUUGUCUUUCGAGACCAGGACUUCACCAACUUGGGCUUUGAGAGGCAGAAGGAGAUCGCAUCAUACUUUGGUCCACUCCAUAAACAUGGGUGGAUGCCGCACCCCAAGAACGGACCUGAGGAGUUCGUAAUUGUCUACGACAGCAAGGAAGACCUGCGUAUUCGCAAGUCGUGGUCUCGCAAAAGCCCCGUCCAGUUCCACGUCGACCAGUCUCCCGAAAGCCAACCUCCAGGAGCCACCUUCUUUUGUAUGCUUGAGUCUCCACCAGGAGCCGGUGGCGACACCAUCAUUUCCAGCACCGUUCAAGCUUUCAACCGACUCUCUCCAUCUUUUCGCAAGCGUCUUGAAGGUCUGCAGGCUAUUCAUACAACUGCGAAGCCCAUUGAACGGGAGAUCCGCGACAAUGGUGAUGCUGCUGUACUCCGUCGGCCCAUCACCAAGUCAGUCCAUCCGGUUGUAACCGUUCACCCCGUGACCGGACAGAAGAACCUGUUUGUCAACUCGUCUUACACUCAGCGCAUCGUUGGCUGGGAUGAUGAGGAGUCGGACUACCUUCUGAAAUUUCUGUUUGACCACAUCAACCGUGGUCAUGACUUCUGCUGUCGCGUCCGGUAUGAGCCAGGUACUGUUGUCAUUUGGGACCAGCGUGUCACCCAGCACUCUCAGACACUUGAUUACCAAGCCGGGUCCCGCAGACAUGCUUUCCGACUCACACCUCUUGCCAAUGUACCGAUCCCCAGUAAAGUUGAGGAAGAUGAUGGGGAGUGUCAAAAGGACGAGGGAAGAAUGCUGCUCAACCUGUGUUAA